AUGGUGCCGAACGAAAGGAUGGCGGUGCUGCAAAUCUGCAAAUAUCCAACGAGCCAAAACAGCAGCUGGAAGGCUCGGUUGGGUUUUCCCGCUGGAAGGGAAGGGUCAAUGCGAGAACGACCAGGUCGACAAGAGCAAUUCAAAACCAAUGGCCUGGUUCGGACUCCAACUACGCUGCUUCUUGUACCUUAUGUUCAAGGCCCUCAACAGCGAGCUGGACGUCGAGGAUACAACGGAACUGCCGAUCGCCUUGUUGCAGUCAUGCCGCUCCUCGAAUCCUUCGAUGACGCUUUGGCCGCCCCCUCCACCUCGUCCCCCUCACCACAGCUCAAGGUAGUCGGCGGGAAGCUCCGAACAUCCCCCGCGGACUGGGCAAACCUGCAGACCAACCUCGUCUCGCACAGUCACGGGCUGGUCAGCUCGAUCUACCGGCGUUCGCUCUCCUCCUCCGCUUCCUGGCCUUACGACCCUUCUUCUUCAGCGAGCGGUUCGACCGGCGGCUUCUCCGAGCUUUCCCACGCAGCAACCUCAGCAGACGGUCUCCCCGGCUGGGUAUGCAUCAAACGUGUUUCACCGGAUACACAGCCUCGUCCGCACUCGAUUUCACGCGAGAUCGCACUGCUCGACUCGCUCUCGCAUCGGAAUGUCGCAUCCCUGUUAGCAGCGAUUCUCGAUGAAUCGGAUCCGUUCGGCGCAAGCGUAGACUUGGUCCUCCCGUUGUAUGCGGUCAAUUUGGAGGAGGUGUUGGAAGAGCCAUCGCUCGUAUCUCUCAGCGAGUCUAGUGCGGGAGAGGUAGGGAGAGCCGGAAAGUCAAUCUCCCAUCUUUGGUCGGACUCGUCGCCAUCCUUUAUCCAGAGCAUCUCGAAACAGCUGCUAGAAGGUGUCGCUUUCUUACACGCCAACUCGAUCGCGCAUAGAGACAUCAAACCCUCCAAUAUCCUCCUCUCCCACAUUGGCGUAGUCAAACUGAUCGACUUUGGAACGGCCUACACCACUUCAUCCUUGAAAGAUCCACUUUCGCCGGGCGUAGAUUUGGAUGCGGGAGAGCGAGAGGGAAGGAUGGUGUGUCAAGUAGGGACGGGUCAAUUUCGGGCACCGGAGUUGCUCUUCUCACCUAUCGGAGGGUACGAUGCUUUCGCUGUGGAUAUCUGGGCUGUUGGAGUCACCUUGGCUCACUUCUUCACCGCUCUAUCGAUUGCUGUUGUAGUCGAGGAGCAAGCGGAUAUGCCGGAUCUCGAUGUGCAGGACGAGAGGAAGGAUUGGGAAAAGGCAUUCAGCUCCAAUGCGCCCUUGUCACCUUCCUCCUCCUCCUCUUCUUCCAACAGCUUGUAUUGGGAGGAAUCGGAACCCGAACCACCUUCCCCGCGCACCGCAUCGGGCUACAUCCGAACACCGCUCUUCACUUCCGAUAAGGGAGACAUCGGUCUCGCCGCCAGUAUCUUCGCCUUGCUCGGUCUGCCAACCGACGUCAGAGACUGGCCAGAAGCAGAACACUUUCAACCACCACUGGCAAGGUUACCCUUCGCUCCCACCCACGGAACAGGCUUGCUCAGUGCUUUGCCCUUGUUCGGUGGGGAACAAGAAUCGAGCGCAUUGGUGCACAAGGUGAUCCUACCAGCCAUCACCUUGUCGGCGAGCAAAAGACCGAAAGCCAGCGAGUUGCUUGCUGCUCUGUAA
Molecule: messenger RNA, 1677 nt
Organism: Pseudozyma hubeiensis SY62
Lineage: Eukaryota; Fungi; Basidiomycota; Ustilaginomycetes; Ustilaginales; Ustilaginaceae
Product: likely protein kinase
Exons: 2
Coding region: 1-1677 (558 amino acids)
Biological process (GO): protein phosphorylation
Cellular component (GO): nucleus
Molecular function (GO): ATP binding; cyclin-dependent protein serine/threonine kinase activity
Source: RefSeq, a predicted model, not a curated record